Molecule: messenger RNA, 1843 nt
Organism: Cannabis sativa
Lineage: Eukaryota; Viridiplantae; Streptophyta; Magnoliopsida; Rosales; Cannabaceae
Product: UDP-rhamnose/UDP-galactose transporter 3
Exons: 6
Coding region: 431-1546 (371 amino acids)
Cellular component (GO): Golgi apparatus
Molecular function (GO): antiporter activity; UDP-galactose transmembrane transporter activity
Source: RefSeq, a predicted model, not a curated record
GGGAAAGGCCCAUUCAGUAGCUUGCUACUCGGGCCUUUACGCGUCGCCUAUGUGUUGCACUACAACAUGGGCCUGGCGCACCCUCCAAGCCCAGUUCAAUAAUUUCAUCAGCCCAACUUAAUAACAAAAGAAGUUAGGUCAACGCGAUAUGUAUUGACUAUUCUUAGUCAAAAACGGUGUUUUGCACUAUUACAUGGGCCUGGCUUACCCUUGUGAGCCCAGUUCAAUGUUUUCUUCUGGCCCAUCUUUAUAACAAACGAAAUUAGGUCAACGCCAUGUGUAUUGACUAUUCUUAUUCAAAAUUAAACGCAAAGGCCAUAAAUUUAGAGUGUCUCCGCUGUUAUAGGAUUUUACAUGGGAAUGUAAGGUAUUGUGAAAGAGAAGAUUGUUUUAUGAGAAAAGUGAAUAGAAAGUUUGGCCUUAAUUUCUUAUGAUAAGGGUCUUUGUACCUUAUAAAGAGGUAGAGAAAGUAGACAAUAUGUGUACUAACAAUAACAACAAGGGUGAGAAUAAAAAAUCCAAUAAGUUUGAAGUGUGUAACUUUGGAGCAUGGGCUAUGAAUGUGGUAAGCUCUGUUGGGAUCAUCAUGGCCAACAAAGAGCUUAUGGCUCCUCAAGGUUUUGCUUUCGGUUUCGCAACAACUCUGACUGGCUUUCAUUUCACUGUGACAUCCUUGGUUGGUUUGGUGUCAAAUGCUGCUGGUUACUCUUCAUCAAAGCAUGCCAUUCCCUUAUGGGAACUCGUCUUGUUUUCGGUUGUUGCUAAUGCAUCAAUUGCUGGCAUGAACUUCAGUCUCAUGCUCAACUCAGUUGGAUUUUAUCAGAUAUCAAAGCUGAGCAUGAUUCCUGUUGUGUGCAUAAUGGAGUGGAUUCUAAAUGGAAAACAUUACUCAACCAAAGUGAAAAUGGCUGUAGCAGUUGUGGUUAUAGGUGUAGGAGUCUGUACAGUAACUGAUGUCAGAAUUAAUGCCAAAGGCCUUUUAUGUGCUUGUGUAGCAGUUUUCUCUACUUCUCUACAACAAAUUACCAUAGGUACCUUACAGAAGAAGUACUCAAUUGGCUCUUUUGAAUUGCUAAGCAAAACAGCUCCAAUUCAAGCUAUUUCCCUUCUAAUUCUCGGUCCAUUCAUUGAUUAUUGCUUAACUGGAAAAUCCAUAACAAGCUAUAAAUUUUCUCUUGGUGCAUUUAUUUUCAUACUAGUAUCUUGCUCCCUAGCUGUGUUCUGCAACAUAAGCCAGUACCUCUGCAUCGGUCGCUUCUCGGCCACUUCUUUCCAAGUUUUAGGCCACAUGAAAACAGUCUGUGUCUUAACACUAGGUUGGCUUCUCUUUGAUUUGGAGAUGACAAUGAAGAACAUACUCGGAAUGGUGCUCGCCAUUGUUGGAAUGAUCAUCUACAGUUGGGCCAUGGAGGCUGAUAAACAAGCUGCUGCUUCAGCUAAAAGCCUUUCCAUCAUGAAAGAAGAGGAAGAUAUGAAGUUGCUUGUGAAUGAAGGAACAGAAGAGAGUUUAUUAAAAGAUGUUGAGUAUGGUUUGUCUAGAAAAUAGAAAGAAUUACUUCAAAUUUUUUUCUUGGGGCAAAAUGGAUUUCAUUGCUUGAUUUUUAUUUACAAUUUUCUUUUUCUUUUUUUUUUGACAUAACAAAGAUUUAAGUCACAGAAAAUUCUUGCCUAUAUGAUUCAAUCAUUCAAAUAAUACCAAGGUAGGGAUACAUAUAUUUUUUUUUUUGGAGUAUUUCCUCAAUGUUUUGUUGUGAUGUAAUUGAUUCAAGCAAAAAGCAAAUUAGUAUCUUGUGAUUUAUGGGUUCUAAAUGUUAUCAAUUGACAAUUAUUAUUUUUUGUACCU